Hypoxylon trugodes is the source of this 1502-nucleotide messenger RNA. RefSeq names its product acetylcholinesterase. The record is from RefSeq and is a predicted model, not a curated record. Bases 1 to 1458 code for a protein of 485 amino acids. Lineage: Eukaryota; Fungi; Ascomycota; Sordariomycetes; Xylariales; Hypoxylaceae. The transcript is spliced from 4 exons.
AUGGCUAACGUUGGGUUACAUGAUAGCUAUUUGUCGCUGAACUCUACCUUUGGUACGAUACGCGGCUUCGUAAAUCAGGAUUACCCACAUGUUGCCCAAUUCUUAGGCAUUCCGUUCGCCGAAGCACCGGUUGGGCCGAGGCGAUGGUUACCACCGGUACCGAAAGCUCCGGCUGACCACUUCGAUGCGACUGAGUUCGGUCUAUCGUGUCCGCAGUGGUUCGGUGGCCCGCCGUCGGUAUAUGAUUCGGAUGUUCCGGAGUUCUCUAUUAACGAUACUACGUCUGAAGAUUGCUUAUCUUUGUCUAUAUGGGCACCGGCGGAAGCCGUAAAAGACCCCCCGAAAAGCAAGUUGCCGGUUGUUGUUUGGAUCCCUGGUGGUGCAUUCCUUGUGGGCGGCUCAACUGUGCCUUAUCAAAACCCUAUACCCUGGGUUGAAAAGAGUCAAAGACACAUUGUCGUGAGCGUAAACUACCGGCUUACAAUCUUCGGCUUCCCUAAUGCAGCAGGACUAGCUCCCUAUGAACGAAAUCUCGGCUUCUUGGAUCAGCGUCUAGGAUUGGAAUGGGUUCAUGAGCAUAUCUCCUCAUUUGGCGGCGAUCCUUCACGGAUAACACAUUUCGGACAGUCCGCUGGUGCUCGAAGUGUGGAUGCUCACUCUUUCCAGUAUCCGGAUAAACCGCUUGUGCGAAACCAAAUAAUUAAUUCAGGGACAGCACUAAAUCCUCUACCCGUCAGAGAUACAGAUCAUGGUUAUUUCACCUUUGUGGCUGAGAGCCUCGGGUUUGAGGGAGAUGAUCCUAGUGCGGAGUUGGAAUUUAUGAGACAACAAUCCGCUGAAAAACUGAUAGAAUUCAUCAAAAGUCAUACUGCUUCGGGGGAAGAUCCCCAAUUGAGCUUCAGGCCGGUUAUUGAUGGGUUUACCUUGUUUGAUGACUUCGAAGAACGAGCUAAAGCAGGGAAUUUUAGUAAAUUGCCUGCUAUUGUCGGAACUACGAAUGAAGAAGGAAACGCCUUAGCACCGUAUAAUCCAGAUGGAGUGAAUAAGACAGCCGCGGAUGGCAUCACCAAUAACUUCUUCCGCAAACCUGCAGCGAAGAUAGCCCAGUACCGCUCGGAAUAUGCACCAACUUUUCGCUACCUUUACAAGGACCCCGCCCCGGAGGGAACUGCUUCGUUCCCUAAUAUUUCACCUCGAACUUGGAUGCGAGCGUAUCAUAGCUCUGAUCUGCCGUUAAUAUUUGGCACACAUUCUUGGUUCAGAGGCCGCUCAACGGCCAGAGAGAAGGAAGUUUCAGAAGCAUGGCAGGAAUUAUACGUCGUCUUUGCCGAAGAAGGGCCUGAAGGCCUUCGCAGAUUGGGAUGGGGAGAGGUAGGUGAUGGCAAAGCUAUUGUCAUUGGGACGGGCGAGAAGGGGUGGGAGAACGUCGACAUCAAGGCGAUCGAUGGGGAUGAAUGAAAUAAUGAAUUGAGUAUACAGGAUUAACAAUCUCAGUUCAGAUU